Striga asiatica is the source of this 729-nucleotide messenger RNA. The record is from the annotation of a GenBank genome assembly. NCBI's taxonomy places the organism in Eukaryota, Viridiplantae, Streptophyta, Magnoliopsida, Lamiales, Orobanchaceae.
AUGCCGAGGAGGAUUUGGUGGAGGGACAUUAGGGUUCGUCGGGCCUCCAUCAUGGCCCCACGACGCUCUUGGAUCUCGGCCACGGCAUCCAUGACGGGCCCACGCCCGUGGUCCUGCAUGGCGUGGUGGAGCGGGCUCUCGGGCACCUCGUUCGCUAUCAAGUUGUCGAUGGCCUCUGCAUUGCCGGUGGUCGGUCUCCAUCUGUACCCUAAGCCCUUGGAACUUUCGCAUCAUUUGCUUGAUAUUGUCACCGAGCUCCGAAAUCAUCGCGGCCCGAGCAUUAUCGUCCGACGAGCCCGGCCCGCUUCCUGCGACCCUCCGUUGGGCCGCAUUGGCCCGGACAAGCCCAUCAUACUUUUUCUUGAUGACGUGGUCAAGGUCGGUGUUGACCUCGUCUCUAAGCUCCUGCAUGGCGGCCGCAUUUUGCGCGACUUUUAUGUCCUCGUUCGACUCAUGCACCUGACCGUACAACUUAUCCAUGCUCUUCAUGUCCUCUUUCACAUUGUCCACUUCCUUGGCGAACAUCUCCAUACUGUACGGGCCGGGCCCCAUGCGGCCCGUCUCGAUGUCGGAGGCCGGUUUUCGGGGAUCUUCGACGUAAAUCUUGAACGAGCCGUCAAACGCGCCACGUGGAUUGAAAUUCAUUUGAAUGACUUGACAAGAAUUUUUGUUUUUCUGAGGGAAGGCAAACUAUUGAUGGAGCUUGAUUCACUGAUAUAUGGCAAGUGA